Sarcophilus harrisii (Tasmanian devil) is the source of this 1628-nucleotide messenger RNA. RefSeq names its product triple QxxK/R motif containing (gene TRIQK). The transcript is spliced from 4 exons. The coding region runs from base 280 to 540 and encodes 86 amino acids. Gene Ontology annotation, cellular component: endoplasmic reticulum membrane. NCBI's taxonomy places the organism in Eukaryota, Metazoa, Chordata, Mammalia, Dasyuromorphia, Dasyuridae. The record is from RefSeq and is a predicted model, not a curated record.
UUCAGGGAUGACCCCUUGUGGCCAAUCAGGGAUCAGAGCCCCCGUUUUGUCCCGCCCCCUGCAGACGGAGUGACAGCGCGGAGGAGGAUUACGUGUGCCAACUGCUGGAUUUCCCAAGUUUGCCUGCCCUUGCCUAGGUGCGAGCUGAGGUGUGUGAGUGUCGGGGACUGAUGGGUUUGGGGAGGCCUCAGCCCGGACGGCCCUCCGCGAUCUGGGUCUGAAAACACGAGCCCCCGUCUCUUAGGAGGCGCGGGAAGGAAGAUAUUUUGGAGACCCAAGAUGGGUAGAAAGGAUGCUUCUACUUUAAAACUUCCUGUUGAUCAAUAUAGAAAGCAAAUUGGUAAACAGGACUACAAGAAAAACAGACCUGUUUUAAGAGCAGCCAAGUUAAAAGCAGAAGCCAAGAAAGCAGCAAUAGGCAUAAAGGAAGUUGGCCUUGUCCUUAUAGCUAUUUUGGUACUCCUGCUGGCUUUCUAUGCUUUCUUUUAUCUUAAAUUAUCCACUGAGGUUGACCCUGUCCUGGCGAUGAAUGAAAAUUAGCACUGUGCUGAUCAUUGGAUCUCGGUCCCUUUAUGGAAAAAUGAAUGAUUUACAUAACACUAUUUAACAAUAUUUUCACCAACAACAUUCUGAAGUUUUUCAAAGCAGGAAACUCAGAAUCUUUCAACUGUUCUACUUCAUUUGGGGAACAUUUUAAAGAUUUAGAUGAAUUUCAAGCAAAGAUUCUCACCUUGGAAUGGAAUAUGUCAAGCCGCACUGGACAUUUUUACAAGUUGUUGUUCUUGGUUUUUUUUUUUUAAUGUUGCAAAAAAGGAGAAGUUUUCUCUACAUAUAAUGCUUAGUUACAUAUAUGUAUAUAUAUAUAUAUAUGUAUACAUAACACAAUAUAUAUGCAUAUGUAAUAGCAAAAAAUAUAAAAUCCUUUCUUCUUGGAAAGCCUACUCCACUUUCCCAAUACAGUUGCAUAAAUCAAAAUUAUUUACUGAUCAACAAAUCCUUUGUUUUUUUCCAAUCUCAUGGAAUGAAAUUCUAAACUAAAGUUUAUUCUUAUUUAUGGACACCUACUCAAAAUGCCUUCAUAGUUAUAUGAUUGGAGGAAAAGUUCCAGGAAAUUUUGUGUUUUAGAAGAAAAUGCUACUUUUUCUACAAGCAUAUUUUAUUUCAUCAUAGAUUCUAUCUGCACAUACAUUUACAGUCAUCUUUUUCUUUCCUCGCCAACUGUUCAGUGCACAUGUGCUCUUUCAGAAAUGGCACCUGGAUGACAGAAGCUCGAAGAGUCACAUAUGCCUCUAAAAUCAAGUUCUUUGCCUCUUGGGCUGUCUGAACUGGUGUAAAUAGAAAGUUCAGUUAAUGUUGAUUUUAAUUAGUAUAUCACUCUAUUAAUACAAAAUUGGAAUUCUAUUUUAAUUAUGUUGUUCCUGCUGCUUGAAGUAUCAGUUUGCUCCUCUUGUUAGAAAUAUGUUUAAAAAAAUCUUUUUCAUGCAUAUUCUUCUAAAUAAAAAUGAUCCAAAGUUUUUGAAAUUUUGCUUUAUAUAAAUUUAUAUUUCACCUCUUAAGACAUAACUCAAUUAAAUCCCAAAUAGGGAAUAAAUGACACAAGAAUAAAGGAUGUUUCUUUAUUCAGUAUA